Messenger RNA from Trypanosoma cruzi, 2754 nucleotides. RefSeq lists its product as uncharacterized. Bases 1 to 2754 code for a protein of 917 amino acids. The transcript has a single exon. NCBI's taxonomy places the organism in Eukaryota, Euglenozoa, Kinetoplastea, Trypanosomatida, Trypanosomatidae. The record is from RefSeq and is a predicted model, not a curated record.
AUGCCAGGCGCACGGCACAAUUUUGGGCGGGGCUUUCCUAACGGCGACCAAUACGACGGGGAGACCAUUGAGGGAAACAUCAACGAUGGGAAGUGUGGAUUUUUUGAGACUACGGGCGGGGCCAAGUAUGUGGGAGCGCAGUUACUGGGUAAACCGCAUGGAAAGGGCAAGUACAUCGUUCCCGGUGCGAUGGGUUAUAUAUAUGAAGGUGACUUUGUGAAUGGGGAGCGAAGCGGAAAUGGAGUUUGUACAUUUUCGAACGGUAGAAAAUAUGAGGGGGAUUGGCUGGGAGACAAGAUGCACGGUAACGGGACACUCUAUGGGGCAGAGGGCGUCGAUGAUUUUGUGGAGUAUGUUGGCCCUUUUGUGGAGGGGGAGCGAAGUGGUGCGGAUGGAAGAUGUCGAUAUGUGAAUGACAACAUUUAUAAGGGAUUGUGGCUUCAUGAUAAGCGAAAUGGCCGUGGGGAAUUGGUAUUGGGACGAGCGUCUAGCACGCCUGGGUACACACCACGGAUGGGCGAACCUCAUAUUGUCGCAUACAAGGGUAAGUUUGAGAAUGAUGCACCAAGCGGAAUGGGAGAAUUUCUUUACUCAGACGGUAGCAGCUAUGUGGGUGAAUGUGUCGGGUUUUCUCGUCAUGGUGAAGGUUUGCACCGUAAAUUGAAUGGUGAUACAUACAAGGGUGGCUUUCAACUUGACCGUCGAUGGGGAAAAGGGGUUUUGCAGAAUAAAUAUGGUGAAUACAAUGGAGAAUGGCGGGAUGACCUGCUUGAGGGUCAUCUUAUUUUCAGAGGUGAUGCGGCUGGCGCAGUGGCAACAGACCUCAUCUUUUAUGAGGGUCCAUGCGUAAGCGGCGAAAUGGUGGGGAAUGAAGUGGUUGCAAAAUACCGCGACGGAAGCUCCUACAAAGGUGCGAUGGUUGCUGGGAAGCCCAAUGGAAUAGGCAUUUUAGAAAAAAAGCGAAUAAAAAUUCCUGGCGUUGGCGAGUUCAUGCUUCGUUACGAAGGGGAUUUUAUGGGAGGAGUGCCCAAGGGAUCCGGUACUGGAACGCUCACUCUGCUGACGGCAGAUCCACGAACCGCACCAUCACCGCCCAUCUCAGCAGAGGUUCGGUGUUUCAUUCCGCAACUUGAUGUUUCUGGUCAAUAUAAAGGGAUGUGGCUCAAUGGAUUGCCGAACGGAGAUGGAGAUUGGCAGUGGGUGAAUGAACAGAGUUAUCGAGGUGCUGUGAAGAGCGGGAUACCACAGGGUUCAGGGGUCUUUAUAACACCAAAGGUGCACUAUGAGGGCUCAUUUAUCUGUGGACUUCCUGAAGGCUACGGCAAGAUUACUUGGAGGGGCACUGAAGAAAAAAAAGAGGACACGUACGAGGGCUCAUGGAAGGAAGGAUAUUUGGAUGGAGAAGGCAAAUUGAUACUGCAUGACGGCUCCACGUACACUGGUGGGUGGAAAAGUGGAAUUAAGGAGGGAAACGGAGUGGAUUCUGUCGUGAAGAAGUACCACUACAGCGGAGAGCUGAAGGAGGGCAAGCGUCAUGGCAAGGGAACAAUUUCCAUGUUAAAGGAGGGUUUUAAAUAUGAGGGUGAGUUUGUUAUGGAUGAGCUCACUGGAAAUGGUACAAUGACGUUAGAAGACGGUACAGUAAUAAUAGGAGGCUUUGCCAAUGGAAAACCGCAUGGAAAUGUGAAAAUCACACUCCCGACGCAGGAUGGGUUUCAGGGUGAGUUCAAACAUGGUGUGGUCAGUGGCUCAGGCACCCUGUUUUACAAUGGAGGUAAGUACGAGGGUGAAGUUGCCGACAGUGGAAAUCCGCUGCCGAUGCGCCAUGGACGUGGAGUUUAUACUUUUAUUGAGGGUGAUGUUCUUGAGUGUACAUGGAAGCGAAACGUCCUGCACGGUGAUGGUAUCUAUACAACGUCCACGGGUGAUCGAUCGACACGUUCCUACGUAGACGGAGUGCUUAAAGCCGUGUCGCCUCAGAGCACCGAUGCGCCUCCUUCCCAGAAAGGAUUUCCCAUAGAGUUAUCAGAGGAGGAGCAGCAGCAGCAGCAGCAAUUACACAAGAAACAGGUUGUGUCUAUUCGUCGCUCGCUUCCCAAUCGAUCCCCCAGCAACUCGUUUCAGCGAAGUCUGGCGAGGCAGAUGAGUUCAUCCGGCACCACGAGGAGUACCGUCGCGAUGCCAAAAGUGAAAAGCUCAAGUAUCUCCAUAAUGACUACGCCGAAGCCGGUGAGUCCGCGAAGCGCCGCGGUGGCAUCGCCUUCAUUCUCGUUUAAAUCGGUCCUCCGCAUUUCUGAAUCCCCCGUAAAGCCUCUCAGCGCCAUGACUAUAGUGCGACGUAGAACUGUGACUGGGGUGGCGGGGAAUGGGAUUGAAGCCGGCGGCAGUAGUCAUCUAACUCCUUUCUCACGGUUUCAUGACGGUAUCAAGGGGCUGCCAAGUUGCACCGAGAGCUCUGAGGAGUGGAAGGGGGCACAGCUCAAUACCUCUUACCCUGUCGCUGGGGGAGACAAGGGGCUGGUGCAGAGUACCGUCGUCAGGCGUGAAGCCCGCGAGGGCGAGAUUCAUUCCCUAACGGAGGCCCUUCGGAGGAUCAACGAACAGAUUUGGCAGGAAAGUUUCAUGGCGGGCCUUCCGGUAACGGCAGGAAAUGAGGGGCUGAAGUUGACGAAGGCAAGCAGGCUCGACCAAUUGGAGUCUCUUCAGCUGGAGAGAAGAAACAUUGUCGACAAGCUGAGCGUCAUUCUGCGGUAA